Closterium sp. Yama58-4 is the source of this 1248-nucleotide messenger RNA. The record is from the annotation of a GenBank genome assembly. NCBI's taxonomy places the organism in Eukaryota, Viridiplantae, Streptophyta, Zygnematophyceae, Desmidiales, Closteriaceae.
AUGGAGAUGAUUAUGACCCGCGCGAAAGGGCAAGUGUACACAACUGAUGCCGCUCGGUUUGACGAGGAGGCGCGCGCCGAACCUGAUGUGAAUGAGGAGCUGCGCAUCAAGGCGGAGAGUCAGAAGGCGAUUGCAGGGGUUUAUCAGAAGGAGAACGGGCGCCUCGCUGAAGAAAUGAAAAGCGCCCUGGUGCUUUUAACGCACCUUGCUAAGAAGGUCCAGCAAGUGGACCAGUCGCAGCUCGACUGGAAGAAAUACAUCAAGGAAGCUUGCGACGAUUUCCUGUUCAAGCAGGAGACGCUCAACCUCAACCCCGACUCUGAAACCAUGCUCAAUGCUUUGAUAAGGAAGGCGGGAUACACCCCCGAGUCACCCGAAGGACUGCAAGUGGCUGCGAUUGCCAAGUCCCAGGGCAAGCUCAAGGAUGCGAGCGAGCGGUUCAACGACCGUAUUGGGAAGAUUUACCGCUUCUGUCGCUGUUACGGUUUGAGCCGUGAGCCUUGCAUCUUCAUGAGGGAAAAGCGCACCCUUAAGGGCGAGCUUACCUUCGCCGAGCUCGAGGACUUCGCGAAGCUGUGCGUGAACUACGUGACUAACAACUCCGACUUGUUUUUGGGCACCUAUUGGCAUGUGUGGGAGGGCACGCCGUUCUCCAGUCCAGGGUUUGUCAAGUGCGCUGCUCUCUGGGACUCCGAAUUUGACGGAAGUCUUCCCAUCGCCCUGUUUCCUGACCAGUUGCUUGUCAUCCUUGCUGCGCGCUGCCGCAGCGGCAAGGCGACCGUGACGGUGCGCGUCAUUGGCGCGACGAGCACGGACAAGCAGAUCUCGCUCUCCCCCGUCUCCUGGUCCAAGAUCGUGCAGGGAUCCGACCCCGUUAGCGUCACGUACAAGCGCACCAACUGCCAUUCCACCCUCGGAUCCGCGGUGCGCGUGCGCUCAACUCGACGGCGGGGCACUUCAACAUUCGUGGGUCUCGCCGGCCCCGGUACGCUCAAGGCGGUCGAGAUCAGCGCGGACGGAAAAGAAUGGGAGAAGCUGACGCGCGACGGCAGCAAGGCGAUCUGGGGGAUCAAGGGCAAGGAGGCGAAGGAGGUUGUGGGCGCAAAGAAGGCGGUGAGCGUUCGGCUGACUGCGGGACACACGCUGGAGAAGAUUACUCUCGACAAGGUCAUUCCCGCCGACUGGAAGCCGCAGACGCUCUACUCGAGCAAGACCAACUUCAAGAAGCUCAUGGCCGAGAGCAAGUAA